This is a messenger RNA of Scaptodrosophila lebanonensis, 2631 nucleotides long. RefSeq lists its product as uncharacterized. The coding region runs from base 629 to 1411 and encodes 260 amino acids. NCBI's taxonomy places the organism in Eukaryota, Metazoa, Arthropoda, Insecta, Diptera, Drosophilidae. The transcript is spliced from 6 exons. The record is from RefSeq and is a predicted model, not a curated record.
GUUCCGAAUUCAGAUUCAUGGUCAGAAUGAGUAUGGGGCCAAUUUUUGGCAAAAUGAACAAGUAACGGGUAAAACUGCAACAGCAACAACAAUAACAGCAAUAGAGAGCCAAGCAGGCCAACAACAUUGAAGCUUUUGCUUUUGAUUUUGCUCUCGCUUUUCAUUCAACGACAUUAUUUAUUUAUAGAAUAUUUCGCUUUUUGUAUUUUUGUUGCGAAUUUUCUUUCGGCGACUCUUUGGACAGACGCUGUGCUUGAUCAUUAAUUUAAUUUUAUGUACGUUAAGGCUAUUAAACACAAAUUUUAAAAUUCAUAAAAUAAAUGCAAAAGUGCACCGACUGUCGCACUCGCAGUAGCAGUCGCACUCUCAGUUACAGUGACUGUCGGUGCCACAGCCUGUAAUUAAGCGACACAGCAAACUCUCGAGGCCAGCGACGUCGUCCCGAAUGCAGUUGGGCGUGCUAAUAAGUUUUGCAAUGACUUGUGCAAACCAGUUUGGGUUUGGCCACAUCACAUUUGCGAACGCGAGCUCACUGUCUGAAUAAUAAUAAUUGCAAAAAACAAGAGCAACGUGCAACAAACACACAAGCAAACAAACAAGUUUGCAAAAAUCAAACUAAACAAACAGAAUGCCGCCUGUUCAGAAAGUGCGAAGUGGGGCAGGCAAAGGUCGCAGCUGUUGGAUGACUUCGGUGACUUUAGCGGUGUGCGUCGUUCUGGCCAGCUGCCUUAUAGCUGGCGCCGUAGCCGAGGAAUGCGGCCAGGAAGAGUUCACCAAGUGCGCCGAACCACUUGAAAUGCUGCAUUUAACGUCGGAAUUCUCGAUUGGAGCUGCCAAAAAGGACGAAUUGGAUAAACUUUGUCAUGAGCUGCGCAAAGGUGUGCGCUGCAUCCAAAGCUAUACGCGUCGCUGCAUGGACCUGCAACAGCGAAAUCAGUUCAAUAAACUCUACCACGGCACUAAUCAGUUCAUCAGGGACCUCUGUAACAAGGGCGAGUUCCAAGAGGAGUACCUGAAGCAUGCGCCCUGCUCCGAAAUGGCCAAGCGUGACUUUGAGGUGUGCGCGAAUCGUUAUAAGGAGACCAUGGUCUUCCUUAAGCCCAACAAGAACCAGCAGGAGACUCAGGAGAAUGUGACGCUGAACGAGAACAUCAAAACCAUUUGCUGCUCCAUCAACGAACUAGUGGACUGUUCGGAGAAUGCGGCCCGCAAAAUCUGUGGCAAUGAUGCCGCCAAAUUCACGCGUGAGUUGGUCGAUAAAUACGCAAACAGCCUGACCAAGAUCUAUUGCGAGGAUUUCACGCGUCAUCCGGAAAUAUGCCGGGAUGGAGAGGGCGAUGGAGCCACCACCUUACUACGAAGUAGUUUGGGACUAUUGGCAACACUGUCAAUGCUGCUGCUGGUCAGAUAGAUGAAGUCUCCGGAUGUCUGCAGACAAGUUAAGUUUACUUUUGAAAACAUUUAUUAAAAUUAGCAAAGAGCAACAAACACAAACCCACACACUGAUAAAUGAAGUUCUAGUUAAGGUUUCUAAAACACACAAAUACACACACAUACACACACACAGCCACACCCACGAAAGUGACAGCCGCAGCCUGAUUAAGGUGAACUCCACAGGCAUGUUGGCAUUAUCUGUUGCAUACAUUUUGGGGCCUAGUGUAAAGAAAACGGGCGGAGGAGCGUAGCGUAGAUAAUAAGAUGUUAAUUAUGUGUGUGAAAGAAUUGAAUGGCACAUGAGAUACAUAAAUAUAUACAAUAGUGGUAUACCUGUAUAGUUAACGGGCUGGAAGUUACAGCGCAACAAGAUGAGUAAGUUAAAAAAUCAAUAGUCAAUUGCUAUGCCGGAACUGCAUGUUGUUUCAUCAUAGUUGAUGUUAGUCUUCUACGUAGGAUUGAGUGCAACACUCCAAAAUAUGUUAAUUUUAGAGUCGAAAUGCUAUCAACGUUGAAGUGGGAGCAUAGGUUUAUAAAUUGAUGAUUACUUAGGCUUCAGUAGAUACUCGCGAACCCUUUAGUUGUACUAUCUUGCCUUUUGAGCAACCUUAACUGCAAUGCUAGAUGCCUUGCUUUUAUUUUGUGGUUUCUUUUAAUAUUUUCCAACUAGUCAAAAUUUUUCUUAAAAAUUGUUACUAAUUUUUUAAGUUGGCAUUCAAUUUGCAAUCAAAGCUUAUGAUAAUGUUAGUUAGUUUAUUCGUUACUUCCUACUUAAGUAUCUAGAAUGUUACUCUUCCAUCAAAUUUAAUUUAAAAUUUUUUGCAAUAUGAUUACCCAUUGAAAAGGAUAUAAACCAAACGCACAACAUAACAAAUAAAAAAGGAAAUUAAACACCCAAUACAAAAAGGUAAACACACAUAUCGGCAAUAAAGUAAAGUGCAUUUCCAUAAUGAAUUUUUUGAUUAUGUAUUUUAAAAGAGCUUUUUUCGACUAUUUCAUUUAAUUUUGUAGUACAAUUAAAUAAAUGAAUGCAAACGCAAGCACUUAUUUAAGAACACCAAACAUGUAAAUACGAUAAAGUGUAUUAAAUCAAAUGAGAAAUUUGCAAGCAAACUAUAUAAUGUCGUGAAUAUUGCAUACAUGCAUAUAUAUUAAUAAAUAUUAGUUUUACUUAAAAACUGUGAAUAUACAUUAUAA